AUGUCAACCGAUCCCGACUCACAAUCCAAUGGCUACGAUGGCCACACACACCCGAUCGAGCGAUCCGACUCUUCGGUGUCGACAUCCACUUCUGAAAACAAUGAACCCGACACCAGUCAGCCUGUGAUUCACCAGCCUGUGCCCACUCGCCCACGAAUGCCAAGCCGAAAAAGCAGUGGUCCCCUCGUCGUUCCACGCGACAGUUCCGAAGUUGGUCCCGUCGACCCUCAAUUCGGCCCCGACGAUGUCAGAGCCAUGAGUCCUCGACGAACCAGCGAAGACAUUGACAGACUGGGUAAAGAAGCCCGAGAAGAAAUGCGAAGACAUGCCAAAGCCUUGCAAGAGUCCCUCAUCACCAUAUUCAAUCGUAUCGAGGCAGUGCGUGAAGAGCACGACAAGUUGGAUAACAACAACAAGUUCCUUCAAAAGUACAUCGGCGAUCUAAUGAGCACCACUAAGAUUACCUCAUCCGGAAGCCGGGGAAAGAAAUGA
Messenger RNA from Metarhizium robertsii ARSEF 23, 492 nucleotides. RefSeq lists its product as uncharacterized. The transcript has 2 exons. Lineage: Eukaryota; Fungi; Ascomycota; Sordariomycetes; Hypocreales; Clavicipitaceae. The coding region runs from base 1 to 492 and encodes 163 amino acids. Gene Ontology annotation, cellular component: trans-Golgi network. The record is from RefSeq and is a predicted model, not a curated record.